This is a messenger RNA of Solenopsis invicta (red fire ant), 766 nucleotides long. RefSeq lists its product as uncharacterized. Lineage: Eukaryota; Metazoa; Arthropoda; Insecta; Hymenoptera; Formicidae. Bases 122 to 748 code for a protein of 208 amino acids. The record is from RefSeq and is a predicted model, not a curated record. The transcript is spliced from 2 exons.
GAGGGGAUUAUAAAAUAAAGGAGGGGAUUAUAUAAUAAAAAGGAAGCAAGAAAAACUCUACCGCAUCAGUCGCUCAGUGAACAGUUGAAAACUUUCAGAAAAAAAUAUAUACGAGAAGAAGAUGGACUACUACGUGCCGCUUCAACAGGACGAAAUGUGUGAAAAAGUAACAUUGCCACGGUAUACGCCUCACAUUUUGGGGAGGAGAUUGGCAUUGACGUCCACAGCGUAUAAAUAUCUCGACAUUAGAAUCAGCGUAGGACCAACAUCGUUUGUGGAGAUACUUAUUGGUGACAAUCGAGGCAAUCAAAUAAUUCUGGCUCAUGCAACGUGGACAGCACUGUUCCAGAAACGUGCGGACAUUGAACGACUCGUGCAGUCGACUUCUCCUUCCUCAGCAUUAUCGAUUCAAGAUCUUAUUGUACAACUCAUUAAACUGCGUAAUGAAAAUAUUGUUAAAUUAACAUUACGCGAUACUUGCAUGUAUUUGAAACCAAAAACUGUACUUUUUCUGUUUGAGCUCGAACAAUGCGUCGAGCAUAUAUAUUACUCUUUAUAUCAAUAUACAUAUACAGUGAGCGAAAAAUAUAAACAUUUUGUAACCCUUUUACGCCAAAAUUAUGUUAAUAAUAAAUGCGAUGCGGCAAAACUCUUGCGAGAAAAAUAUGAUAAAACUUCGCUUUUAGAAUGUGAAAUGUUAGCUUACGCUUUAGAUAAUAUUGUACAUGAUGCAUUACAUGACAAAUAAAUAAGAAAAAAAUUGAAA